CUAGAGAGAGACAAAAGCAAUGGCUUCUGUUCUGCUGGCCUACACUACAAUUUGAUCUUGUGGAGCAAAUGCAAACACCUUCACAAAACUUCGGUUAAAUUAAUUUUUAUUCAUGCCGUGAAAACCAAUAUAUCUUUUAGUGAAUCUGAUCCUUUUUUAUUUUUUUCACACAUAUAAAUAGUUUUUAACUUAAUUUAAUUUCCUCUCUCUUUAUAUUGUCGCUGUUCAUACACAUUUUUCUGCGUCACUGAUAAUUUAAUUUCAAGAAUGGGGUUAAUUUCUGGGAUCUUUCUCGGUAUGAUCUUUGGGAUCGCGAUUAUGGCGGGAUGGAAGCAUAUGAUGAAUUACCGAAGCACCAAGCGAAUUGCUAAGGCAGUUGAUAUAAAACUUCUUGGAUCUCUAAACAGAGAUGAUUUGAAGAAAAUAUGCGGCGACAAUUUUCCUGACUGGAUAUCUUUCCCCGCCUUUGAGCAGGUCAAAUGGCUGAACAAGCAAUUGAGCAAGUUAUGGCCAUUUGUGGCAGAUGCUGCUACUAUGGUAGUUAAAGAAUCUGUUGAACCACUAUUAGAAGAUUAUCGACCCCCAGGGAUUACUUCACUGAAAUUUAACAAGUUUUCUCUUGGAACUGUGGCACCCAAGAUUGAAGGUAUUCGUGUUCAGAGUCUAAAGAAAGGUCAAAUCAUUAUGGAUAUUGAUUUUCGAUGGUGUGGUGAUCCAAGCAUCAUUUUAGGUGUUGAAGCUGCACUUGUUGCUUCUAUACCCAUUCAGUUGAAAGACCUUGAAGUUUAUACAGUUAUUCGUGUCAUUUUCCAACUUGCCGAGGAGAUACCAUGCAUUUCUGCUGUUGUUGUUGCUCUACUUUCUGAGCCGAAGCCUAAAAUCGAUUAUGUUCUGAAAGCUGUUGGUGGAAGCUUGACAGCCAUUCCUGGACUAUCAGAUAUGAUUGAUGAUACCGUGCAUUCAAUUGUCACAGAUAUGCUUCAGUGGCCCCACAGGAUUGUUGUUCCAAUUGGUGGUAUACCUGUUGAUAUGAGUGAGUUAGAGCUUAAACCACAAGGAAAGCUUACUGUGACAGUAGUGAAAGGAACUGAUUUGAAGAAUAUGGAAAUGAUUGGAAAAUCUGAUCCUUAUGUGGUUUUAUAUAUUCGGCCAAUGUUCAAGGUCAAAUCUCAAGUUGUUGAGAACAACCUAAAUCCUGUUUGGGAUCAAAGUUUCGAUCUGAUUGCUGAAGACAAGGAGACACAGUAUCUUAUUCUUGAGGUGUUUGAUAAGGAUAUUGGGCAAGACAAGAGGUUGGGGAUAACAAAACUGCCUUUGAUUGAUCUAGAAGCAGAAGUAUGGAAAGAACACGAGUUAAGACUCUUACCAGCACUCGACAUGAUGAAGAUCAAGGAUAAAAAGGAUAGAGGAACUCUUACAAUUAAGGUAUUUUACCAUGAGUUCAACAAGGAGGAGAGUCUGGCUUCUCUAGAGGAAGAAAAGAGGAUUAUAGAAGAAAGGAAGAAGCUCAAAGAAGCAGGAGUUAUAGGGAGCACAAUGGAUGCUCUUGACGGGGCAGUGGGACUGGUGGGCUCAGGUGUCGGAAUGGUGGGUACGGGCAUUGUCGGCGGAGUUGGUCUUGUUGGAAGUGGUAUUGGUGCUGGAGUUGGUGCUGGUGUAGGAAUUGUAGGAAGUGGUUUUGGAGCUGUUGGCAGUGGGCUAAGCAAAGCAGGGAAGUUUAUGGGCAGAACAUUCACCGGCCAAUCUAGCAAGAGAAGCGGCACUUCUACUCCGGUCAAUAGCGCGCAAGAAAACGGCGGGGCGAAACCUCUUUAAUGCAGUUCCUGAAUGAAAAUUUGUGAAUUCCUUCCAUGACUACAGUUUGAGAACUUGUUUGGCAUGUCUUGUUUUUAUAGUUACUCCUAGUAUUUGUUCUUUCUGCAAAUUUUGCAAAAUCAUGUCAUUUUUAAUCUUAGUUUCAGCUGUAAUUUCUUCCCCUUCAUUGAAAUUUCUGUUUUGCAUAGGCAAAGUAGCAGUAGCAGACACUUGAAUAUGAUGUGUACAAAAUAACACGAUUCUCUGUUUUCUGGUCAA
Molecule: messenger RNA, 2073 nt
Organism: Mercurialis annua (annual mercury)
Lineage: Eukaryota; Viridiplantae; Streptophyta; Magnoliopsida; Malpighiales; Euphorbiaceae
Product: calcium-dependent lipid-binding protein
Exons: 12
Coding region: 268-1815 (515 amino acids)
Cellular component (GO): endoplasmic reticulum
Molecular function (GO): lipid binding
Source: RefSeq, a predicted model, not a curated record